AUUGCGCCCCCGUGCGGGUACAAGAUAGUAAUACAUUAAUAUAUAUGCAGCCUGGGCUACUACUGCUCAGGAUUACGGUAACAUCACCACUUCAAUAACGUGACAAGUGCAACGACUGUUAAAAUAACCCCGAAAUGGACAGUAUCCUGGAGAUAAUUAAGGCCAAGUCAAACAAUUGUAAAUUGUUUUAUAGUACAGAGGGCUAGCUAGCCAAAUUAGCUUUAAAGUCUGGAAAGCCUCAAAUGUAACGUUUAACAACAUCAGAGGUGCUAUUUGUCAUGAGAUAACGUUAUGCGCUUACAGUCAAUAAACCCUCUAUAAUGAUCCAGGAACAGUAGCUGCACUCGGCUAUUCAAACUUUACACAAGGCCAUGAAUGAAGAACUGAUCCGAAAUCAGCCACCUCGGCACCGGAUGUCGGUUAAGCGCCGUUUUCGGGAGCGACUCGUCGAGGAAAUAUCUUCCGCCGUAGAGAACAUUUGUGGAGGGCUGCCAUUUUAGCGACCUUACGCACAAAUGAAUUAUGGGUGUCAACGUGGUCCAGCUCACAUCUAAAUCUCACCAUGAAAACAUCCUGGCCUCUCUGCAUCAGAUGAGGCUGCAAGGACAGUUUAGUGAUGUUACAGUCCAGGUAGACUACCAGGGAGACGUGCAGGAGUUUCAGGCCCACCAGGUGGUGCUUGCAGCCUCCAGUGGCUACUUCAAGAAGAUCCUUCUCUCUCAGGAUGCAGCCCGAGACAAAUUAUCACUCUCAAAUAUGCACUCCAACAACUUCUCCAAGUUUUUGGAAUUUGUGUAUACUGGUAAAGUUGAAGUUGCCAGAGAUAAGAUUGGUGAUGUUCAAGCAGCGGCACAGUUGUUGGACUGUGAGGAUCUUGCAGAGGUUUGUGGUGAGGCCAUGAGUGCGGGAAUUCUACAAAACCCAGCAAAGAAAUCGUCUGCAUCAAAGGUUGUAGAUAAAGAUGACUCACAGGGUGACAAGAAAGAAAAAAGGGCCAAUGGGAGAAAGCAGCCUGAAAGUUUAUUUCAUAAGCGGCAGCUCUCUCCACGGAGCCCUGUGAAAGAAGUAAUAUCAAAAAGAGUAAAGAUAAAGGACACAAUAAAGGAUGAAAAAGGAGGACAGGUAAAGCAGAGGUUGGCUGGCCGUAAAGCCCUUCAGAGAAAUACUAAAAAAGAGGCUUUUAACAAUGAAAACCAAGUUACCACUGAAGACACAGAGGAGUAUGAGGACAGGACUGAAGGUGAUGCUCAGCCAGAGAAACAACCAGAGAAAGGAGCUGAGACUUCGGGAAUGAUAGUCUCUGAUGUGGUUGGCUGGGAAUGUGAGGACGAUGUGCAGAGUAAUGAUCCUGAAGACCCUCUGCUGUUAUCUGUGGGGGAGGAGGAGGAGGAAGAGGAAGAAGAGGGACAGUCCAAGGAGACGUCAAAAAGACCAUCCAAAGCCCAGUUCCAGUGUAACAAGUGCCAACGGACCUUCCACUACGAGAGAAGCUACUUGAAGCACAUCAGCACAUACCAUGGAGUGAAAGCCGAUGUUAUCUAUCGCUGUGAGACCUGCCUGCAGACCUUUGCUAACCGCAGCAACUUGAAAAUCCAUGAAAAGCAUGUCCACAGUAAUGAGAGGCUUUUUGCAUGUGACUUCUGCACAAAGACCUUCAAACGAAAGAAGGAUGUUGUCCGCCAUCAAAGACAGGUACAUGAACGUAACAAUCUGCGUCAUGUCUGCUCUGACUGUGGAAAGACACUCAGCUCCAAAACUGCUCUGUUGUUGCAUGGGAGGACACACACAGGCACAAAGCCCUUUGAGUGCACUGACUGUCAGGCCAGGUUUACCCAGAACUCUGCACUCAAGAUGCACCGCAGGACUCACACGGGAGAGAAGCCAUUUGCAUGUGAUGAGUGUGAGUCCCGGUUCACUCAGAAGCACAUGCUGGCCUAUCAUAAGAGAUCACACACGGGAGAAAAGCCUUUCAUGUGUGAGGCAUGUGGGAAAAGCUUUGCAUCUAAAGAAUACCUAAGGCACCAUUCGAACAUCCACACUGGGUCCAAGCCAUACAAGUGUGAACAGUGUGGUCGAGGCUUUGCUCAGAGGAAUUCUCUUCACCAGCAUUUAAAAAUACAUACAGGUGAGCGUCCGUACAGCUGUAAAGACUGUGAAAAGCAGUUCACCCAGCUCAACGCCCUCCAGAGGCACCAGCGUAUUCACACAGGAGAGAAACCCUACAUGUGUGGCCUAUGUAACCGCACCUUUACAGACAAGUCCACCCUUCGCAGGCACACUAUGAUUCAUGACUCAGAUGCUCCCUGGAAGAACUACCUGGUGGUGCUGGAGGGAAAUGUGGAGGACAAGAAACCCAGAAGUCCCACUAAGGGAAAGACAGAAAAAGCAGGAGCAGGGGAGAAAAAGAGUUCAGCGAGAAAAAGUGGUGGUACUGCUGGUGCUGCCGGUAAAACCAACAAUGACUCCACUGUGGUUUCAGCUGAACCAGUCACUCUCCCAUCUGAGUGGACAAGUCAUGGAACCAUUGCUCUGGUCAGUCACGGUGCCCUCGGCGGGAUCACUGUCAUCCACACUGAAGUGCCACCUGGGACACAGAUCCAGCCCAUUAUGACCACUGACAGCACAGGGGCCAGUGUCAUUUCCUUAGAUGGUUCCACCAUCCCUGUCCCCUUCUCUAUACCUGUGUCUAUGGCUCAUCCUACCCCCUUGUCCUCUGAAUCCUCAUCCACCGUUUUGUCUGUACCCUCAGUUCUCACGGUUCCUGUUUCUGAAGGCACAUUGGCGUCAGUCUCGGAGAUCCAAACUGUUUCAACGUCAUCUGUGCUGGAAGCUGCUGUUUCGCAGACCAUUUUGGCUCCGGUUUCAGACACUAAGACCACUUCUGAGAUGGAUAUAUUACACCCUAAUAUUCAGACUGUGAUUGUCACUGACAAAGCUUGUGGAAAAGAACAAGCAGCAGCUGUCCAAAGUGAUGGACAGCAAAGGACAGCAGAUAACUCUUUAGGUGAACCUAAAGAUCAAGAAGCUUUGUAGAAAAUGCAUCUAAAUAUUUCCAGCCCCUCACUUAAUGAUAUUUGUUGUAUAUACUUUGGAAUUAGCAAUGUCUGAAUGUGUGUUCUGACUGCAGUGUUUCAUCAUAAUCAUAAUCUAAAAUCCAGUGUUUCAUUAACAGUCACUUGGAUGUGAUGUUCAGUGUUUAUCACACCCUUUGGGAAACUCAAGGUAUGCAUUAAGAAUCACAAGUUUUAGUCACAAGCUUAUGAGAUAUAACUAAGGUGUAAUCAAGAUUAUUAUAAUUAAUGAUUGAAAUAAUAUUGUACAGGUCUCAUAAUGUACAGUGUUGAAUGCGGCAUAAAUCAUAUUGAAUACAAAUGAAAUUAAGUUGAUUGUUAGUUCAUUACAUAUAAUGGCAAACAUCACAUCAGGUUCAGUACAUUUUAGCCCUCGUGUUAAUAUCAGACACAUGUUCACCAUACAUCAUGUACUGCAGGAGUUACAACCUGGACGGUUGUGGAGGAUCAUGGUCUGGGAACCUUGUCAGAAGUCCUUGGCAGCUACAGAACAGCACUCCAGUGAAUCCUCAAGUAGCUUUCCAUACACCUUUUGGAAUGACAACACGCUUUUCACAACUCUGUUGAUUUAUCUUGGUCUGAAUGUAAAUGAAUUAUCUUAAAUCCUUCAGAAUCCUGGCGCUUUACUCUCUUUGGAACAGUUUCCAUAUAACUACAGCUGUGUUUCAAAGUAUUUGUUAUGUUCAGCAGACACUCCAUAUUAUCCCAGAGGAUUUUUGAGUCUGCCUCCACUUACAGAACUUCUGGAAAGAAAAUAACCUCUAAAGUUUGUAAGUUUAAUUAAAUGAAAUUAGACUGAAACUAAUUGGUAUCUUCUUUCCAAAUGUAGAUUUGUUUUAUUUAUUGUACCCAAUCGAAACAGUAUUAUUAAUGUGGAUGCUUGCAAAGAAGGUAUGGAGAAAGGAAAUGCACACUAAACAAGAUGUAGACGUUGUAUAAGAACAGGACACAAUCAUGUCAAACCUAGGUCACAUUGUUCUCUGUCACAGGUCGUUGGUUAAAUUGAUUUCUGUAAUCUAUUGCCCCAGCAAACUUCACCCAUCAAAUCAAACAGCAUAAGGUUACAGUCAGACAGGGCAGCAGAUGAAAAUAAUAGAUCAAUAAAAGUAUACAUGAGUUUAAUUAUAUAUAAAUCCAAGCACAGCAUUAGCAACAUGCAUUUUAUUUAGUGGGCUUAUAAAUACAACUCUCAAAAUACAGACUGUAAUACAUUUAUAUUAUUGUCCUUUUUGUGAUUAUACAUUAUUCAACUGAUCCUAUUGGGCCUUCUUUAGUAUAGGUUUUUGAACGGUUGGUGCAAGAACCUGUACUUUGGUUCUAGUAUUGAACCGAAGCUAUUUUGCAAAAAUAGUUGUAGCUUACUGAAAUGUCAUUUCAGUGCUAUAUGAUCAAGAUGACCACAUCAGUGUGCAGUGAUUGGCACUAAUCAGACUAACUGCAAAGUGUGCUUUAUAGAUUUUGUUGGUAAAGAAAAUCUUGAGUUAUUGCAUGAAAGGACGGCAGAAGGCGAUCAUUAUUAAAGAGGUGAAGGUCUCAGGCCUCAGCUUAAACCACUGUGUAGAAAAUGCUUUUCAGUAUUACUUUUUCUGUGGGCAAGUUAUCUGAUAUAGUGUCACACCUCAUCAAGGUGUCUCACAUCUUGUACCUGGUGUCUGAUUGUAUUAGUCACGUACGAGCAAUUCCUGAGUGUGCUUUAAAGGUCACAGAGAAACAUAGAAACUAUUCAUUGUUGACCUUGAGAAUUUAAAUACAGAUUGAAGCUUACAGCACACAAUUCUUAUUCAUAAUUAAAGACAAGGGCAGGGCAGUGUGGGAUAUAAUACCUUUAUUAUUGUCCAUUCGCACAAGCAUACAGAUCAUAUCCAAUCCCCAUUGUCAUUCCUUCUGGAAGAAGCUGGAUACGCAGGGCGACUGACCCUUUUGUAAAAACUUUGGUCUGGCUCACUAGUGAAUGUAACACAACACUAACCUGUACACAAUGACAUGCUUAGCAACUGGCCAGUUGGAAGGUGCACUGCAGUAGUAAACCUUCACUGUAGUGUAGUUCACAACACAACACGGCACGGAAUGAAUGACUAAUGAUGCACAUUAUCCCAAAAUUACUGCCCUGGGAAUAAAGGAGAAAGGGUU
Messenger RNA from Seriola aureovittata, 5201 nucleotides. RefSeq names its product GDNF-inducible zinc finger protein 1 (gene gzf1). Bases 523 to 3033 code for a protein of 836 amino acids. Gene Ontology annotation, molecular function: protein binding. The transcript is spliced from 8 exons. NCBI's taxonomy places the organism in Eukaryota, Metazoa, Chordata, Actinopteri, Carangiformes, Carangidae. The record is from RefSeq and is a predicted model, not a curated record. Gene Ontology annotation, cellular component: nucleus.